GACAAUCAUUGGCCGGUGAAAACGCGUUUCAGGAAGUAUUGAGAAAAAUUACUUUGCCGACUGAAAAUCCUCCUCAUGAUACUGUACUCUUGAGAUUAGCAGUUACCUCCUUCAUUCAAACGACUGUCUCAUGGCUGCUAGAAGAAUCUUGGUCUUCCCCUCCUCAGCGGAGCUUGGUCCAGUGCUGGUCAGUCUGGUGACAUCCCGGGCUGAGAAGGCAAUCACCUCCCGUGGCAGGUUCACCCUGGGGCUUUCUGGAGGAAGCCUGGUGUCCAUGCUUGGCAAAGAGCUGCUCGCCCUGCCAGAUUUGGACUGCAGCAAGUGGUUGGUUGGUUUCUGUGAUGAGCGACUGGUUCCAUUUGAUGAUCCAGAGAGCACCUAUGGGCUGUACGAGGGCGAGUUAUUUUCCAAGAUCAACAUCCCUGAAAGUGGGAUCUUAACCAUAGACCCCUCUCUGCCCGUGGACCAGUGUGCUGAGGACUAUACCCGGAAAUUAAAGGAGGCCUUCCCAGGUGAGAAGCUCCCAGUAUUUGAUCUGUUACUGCUGGGUAUGGGCCCUGAUGGACACACCUGUUCCCUCUUCCCAGACCACCCUCUACUGGAGGAAACAGAGAAGAUUGUGGCCCCCAUCAGUGACUCUCCCAAACCGCCGCCACAGCGCGUUACUAUGACCUUCCCAAUGGUGAACUCUGCACGCUGUGUGGCUUUUGUAUCAACAGGAGGAAGCAAAGCACCAGUUUUGAAGGAAGUCCUGGAGGGUAGAGAAGGACCAGCUUUCCCUGCAGCCCGUGUUGUGCCGACCAACGGCGAGCUGUUCUGGCUUGUUGAUGACCCUGCAGCUGCCUCCUGACUAUACAGUUAGAGAGGCCGGGCUCAGGAGCCAAACUGUAGGCCUCUCUAUCUGUUGAAUAAAGACAGAGAGUCUACAAACUUAAAUAAGGGGACUGGAAAUAGUAGACUGCAUUCCUACUUUCACUUGAAAGUGCUGUUGUUGUUUUUUUUAGGUGAGAUAAAUAGAUAGGUUCCAUGACAAACAAAAAUCACAAGGGACAUCUGUGUAAUUUCCAGCAUUACAUUUAGCACUUAUUUUAUUAAGUUUGUGAGUAUGUCAGAGGUCUGCCUUCAUACAAGAGCAAGUUGAAGAAAAUGCUUUCAAAUAUUUUUAGCAAAAUUGAGAAAAUCAGACAGAUAAAAUGUAAAAAAAAAAAAACAUAUUUUUAAGCAUUCUUACCCUUAACAAGACCAAAGUUACAUUAAUAGACUGUAAAUGUGUUGUUUUUGCUCCUCACCUCUGAAAAUCAUGUUUCUUUGGUAAUUUCUCAUGUUUUCAAUAGAAAUAAAAAAAAAAAAAUGUU
This is a messenger RNA of Labrus bergylta (ballan wrasse), 1355 nucleotides long. RefSeq names its product 6-phosphogluconolactonase (gene pgls). Gene Ontology annotation, biological process: carbohydrate metabolic process; pentose-phosphate shunt. The record is from RefSeq and is a predicted model, not a curated record. Gene Ontology annotation, molecular function: 6-phosphogluconolactonase activity. NCBI's taxonomy places the organism in Eukaryota, Metazoa, Chordata, Actinopteri, Labriformes, Labridae.